AUGACUGCUAUGAACGGUGCAAGCGUCAAGGACGUUGACGAUCGUCUUUCGCAAUAUAAAACGAAUAUUGUCUUGGGUGAAUCGUUUGGUGGCAAGGAUAAAGAUCAUAAGCACUUUGCGCCCAAUAAAACGAAAAAGAAUUCUAAGCAUGAUAAGGAUGAUGCCAGCAAUGGGGAGGAAGAGGGCAAGCCCAAAGAAGACAUACCACCAGUGGCAUUUUUUAAAAUGUUCCGCUAUGCGACGAGCACAGAUCGCAUCUUAUAUUUCAUAGGAAUGGUGGGCGCAAUAGCAACAGGCUUAAGCGUACCUGCAAACAGUUAUAUUUUUGGAAAUCUCGCAAAUGACAUGAUUGUAUUUACGAGGCCUUUGAAUGACAGCUAUUAUAAAAGUUAUUCCUUGAUGGACCAAUUAUUGUUAGAUUCGGUGCAACAGUUUUCGCUGCAAAAUACGUACAUUGGUAUUGUGAUGCUCGUUUGCAGUUACUUGUCCGUCACGUGCUUUAAUUAUGCGGCGCACUCGCAGAUUCUGGCCAUACGCUCCAAGUUCUUUCGCUCCAUUCUGCAUCAGGACAUGAGCUGGUAUGACUUUAAUCAGAGCGGUGAGGUAGCCAGUCGCAUGAAUGAAGAUCUUUCCAAGAUGGAGGAUGGCCUGGGCGAGAAAGUUGUCAUCUUUGUGCACUUUAUAGUGGCCUUCAUUGGCUCUAUAGUGCUUGCCUUUGUGAAGGGCUGGCAGCUUUCGUUGGUGUGCCUGACUAGCUUGCCAGUUACCUUUAUUGCCAUGGGCUUUGUGGCCAUUGCUACCUCCAAACUGGCCAAGCAAGAGGUCAACGUCUAUGCAAGUGCUUCUGUAGUCGCUGAGGAGGCUCUGUCCGGCGUGCGUACGGUCAAAGCGUUUGAGGGGGAAUACAAGGAGGUAUUCGCGUACAAGGAAAAGGUGAUAGCCGCCAAGUUGUUGAAUAUAAAGCGUAACUUGUUCUCAGGCAUUGGGUUUGGUCUGCUCUGGUUCUUCAUCUAUGCCUCUUAUGCACUUGCCUUUUGGUAUGGCGUUGGCCUGGUCCUCAAGGGAUAUGAUGAUCCUUACUACGCCAACUACGAUCCAGGCACUAUGAUCACUGUGUUCUUCUCCAUAAUGAUGGGCUCUAUGAACAUAGGCAUGGCUUCGCCGUAUUUGGAAGCCUUUGGAGUAGCCAAAGGAGCCUGCGCUAAAGUGUUUCAUAUUAUUGAGAAAAUACCCGAGAUUAAUCCCAUUGUGUCUAGAGGUAAGGCACUCAAUCAGCCAUUGACCACAAUUGAAUUUCGUAAUGUGGAGUUUCAAUAUCCUACACGCGAGGAAGUGCCUAUACUACAGCAACUCAAUUUAAAGAUACAUCGCGGACAGACCAUAGCGCUGGUGGGUCCGUCUGGCUGUGGCAAAUCCACUUGCAUUCAGUUGAUUCAACGUUUCUACGAUCCUCAAGGCGGUGAGCUGCUCUUUAAUGGCGUCAACAUCAAGGACAUUGACAUCAAUUGGCUACGUGAGCGCAUAGGCGUGGUGGGACAGGAGCCCGUGCUGUUUGGCCAGUCCAUCUAUGAGAACAUACGCUAUGGACGUGAAGAUGCCACCCAGCAGCAGAUUGAGGCAGCUGCUGCAGCUGCUAAUGCGGCCAUCUUUAUUAAAAAACUGCCUCAAGGAUAUCAUACGCUGGUGGGUGAGCGUGGCGCACAAUUGUCCGGCGGACAGAAGCAGCGUAUUGCCAUUGCACGUGCUCUUAUACGUGAUCCGGAAAUCUUGCUGCUGGAUGAGGCCACGUCGGCCUUGGAUACGGCCAGUGAGGCCAAAGUGCAAGCAGCGCUGGAGAAGGUUAGCGAGGGACGUACCACCAUUAUUGUGGCGCAUCGCUUGUCCACAGUGCGCCGUGCAGAUAGAAUCGUGGUCAUCAAUGCUGGUCAGGUAGUGGAGAGCGGCACACACCAGGAACUCAUGCAGCUGAAGAAUCAUUAUUUCAAUUUGGUUACGACGCAGUUGGGUGAGGACGAUGAUGGCACCAUGCUCAGUCCCUCAGGUGAUAUUUUGAAAAAUUUUGACAUCAAAGAUGAGGAUGAAGAAGAUAUUAAGAUUAUACAAGACGAUCUGGAUGUAACACAAACUAAAUCAAAAAAGAAGUUGGGUAAAAAUGAGAAGGCUUCCACCAUGGAAGUGUUGAGAAUGAACAAGCCCGAAUGGAAGGAAAUAUCGCUUGGUUGCGUUUGCUCUAUUAUCAUGGGAUGCGCGAUGCCUAUCUUUGCUGUACUAUUUGGCAGUAUUCUGGAGGUGCUGCAAAGCCGAGAUCCGGUAUAUGUGCGUGAAAAUACCAACAAGUACAGCUUAUACUUUCUUAUCGCGGGCAUUGUGGUGGGAAUUGCCACUUUUUUGCAAAUCUUCAUCUUUGGCGUUGCGGGCGAGCGUUUAACGGAGCGCCUCAGAGGCUUCAUGUUUGAGGCUAUGCUCAAGCAGGAGGUUUCCUGGUUUGAUGAUCGUGACAACGGCACCGGCAGCCUGUGUGCACGUUUAUCCGGUGAUGCGGCGGCUGUCCAAGGCGCCACCGGUCAACGAAUUGGCACUAUUAUACAAUCGAUUGCCACCUUGGUUCUGGGCAUUGUGCUGGCCAUGUACUAUGAAUGGAGUUUAGGUCUGUUGGCUAUGGCCUUUAUACCUUUUAUACUCGUAUCCUUUUACCUGCAACGCACUGUCAUGGCGGAGGAGAACAUGGGCAAUGCCAAGAUCAUGGAAACGACUACCAAAUUGGCUGUGGAAGUUGUCUCCAACAUACGCACUGUAGUAUCGCUGGGCCGCGAGGAAAUGUUCCACAGGAACUAUAUAGCGCUACUGAAGCCAGCCGUAGAUAGAUCCAAGCGUAAUACUCAUUAUAGAGGAAUUGUUUAUGGCUUGGCCAGAUCUAUGAUGUUCUUUGCCUAUGCUGCUUGCAUGUAUUACGGCGCCUGGUGUGUGGUCAAUCGUGGUCUUCAAUUCGGCGAUGUAUUCAAAGUAUCGCAAGCCUUGAUAAUGGGCACCGCAUCGAUUGCCAGCGCCUUGGCGUUUGCGCCCAACAUGCAAAAGGGCAUCAGUGCCGCUCAGACCAUAUUGAAGUUUUUGCAACGUCAGCCGCUCGUGGCCGAUAAGCCGGGUGUGUCCAAGCAGCCGUGGCAUUCCAAUGGCAAUGUGAUCUAUGACAAGAUAGAGUUUACCUAUCCCACACGCAAGGAGGUGCAGGUACUCAAGGGUCUGUUGCUGGCAGUGCAGAGUGGCCAAAAAGUGGCGUUGGUGGGUCCUUCGGGCUGUGGCAAGUCCACUUGCAUACAGCUGCUGCAGCGCUUCUACGAUGUGGACGCAGGCGCAGUAUGCAUUGAUGACGUGGAUGUACGUGAAUUGGCUAUUUCGAAUCUACGAAUGCAGUUGGGCAUUGUCUCGCAGGAGCCCAUACUCUUCGAUCGAACAAUUAAAGAUAAUAUUGCCUAUGGUGAUAAUUCAAGAAUGGUUACGGAUCAGGAGGUCAUAGCAGCGGCCAGGAAAUCAAAUAUACAUGAGUUUAUAUCAACUUUGCCACUGGGCUAUGAGACACGCAUGGGUGAGAAGGGGGCGCAGCUUUCCGGGGGACAGAAACAGCGCAUUGCCAUUGCACGUGCACUCAUACGUAAUCCUAAAAUUCUGCUGCUGGAUGAGGCUACCUCCGCUUUGGAUGCAGAGAGUGAAAAGGUCGUUCAGGAGGCUCUAGAUGCUGCCGCUCAGGGACGCACCACUAUUAGCAUAGCCCACAGAUUGUCCACCAUCGUCGACUCGGAUGUCAUAUACGUGUUCGAGAACGGCGUUGUCCGUGAGAGCGGCACUCAUCGAGAGCUCUUGCAAAUCCGUGGUCUCUACUACAGUCUCUAUAAAUUGCAAACAGGAGCGAUGUAG
Molecule: messenger RNA, 3912 nt
Organism: Drosophila busckii
Lineage: Eukaryota; Metazoa; Arthropoda; Insecta; Diptera; Drosophilidae
Gene: Mdr50
Product: ATP-dependent translocase ABCB1
Exons: 9
Coding region: 1-3912 (1303 amino acids)
Biological process (GO): transmembrane transport
Cellular component (GO): membrane
Molecular function (GO): ATP binding; ATP hydrolysis activity; ABC-type transporter activity
Source: RefSeq, a predicted model, not a curated record